Molecule: messenger RNA, 1462 nt
Organism: Aedes albopictus (Asian tiger mosquito)
Lineage: Eukaryota; Metazoa; Arthropoda; Insecta; Diptera; Culicidae
Exons: 2
Coding region: 283-1104 (273 amino acids)
Source: RefSeq, a predicted model, not a curated record
GCAGAGCUAGUCCUACCGACGAAAUUGCCUAAUUAUCGUUUUCCGCUCAUUUCACUCAUUUGCAUUUGUGUUAGUGAUAACUUUUUAGACCGCCCAGUCGGAAGCUUAUCGUUUAGUACGUUUUGUUUACACCAACCGUCUAGUGCCAGAAAAUCCGAUCGUCAACGGUUUUUUUGCGUUUUUCAACGACGAAAUUCCUUGCAGUAAGUAAAAUGAUUAAAUAAUUUUAUAUUACGACACAAGUUAAUUUUUAAAUUAUACAAUUCUUUCCAUUUUAGGUUGAUGAGCUAUCUGAUUACCGGGUUGUUGCUGAAUGAAUGCAAUGACAAAGGAUUUUGUCGGCAAACAUUGCAGCUCCGAUUGUGUCGCCGAGGGAGAAGUGUGGCCCAGGAACGGCUAGUGUGGCCCAGGAACGGGCGUGCUUCAGUGCCGACGGGGAGGCAUUUGGAGGUAGACAAGAAGAAUAUUACGAAGGAUCUCAGACCGUACUCCAACUUCUGCGAAGAUAACGAUAGCGAGGUGAUGGGUGAGCGGUCUAUACUCGACCGGAAGACAAAUGUGCACUACGAGAAUGCGGUCCCGGGGAAGAUCACUACAGCUUGGGUGGCGACAUCGUUCCUAAGCGAAGGUAGCCCUGCUGUCUGGACCAUUGCAAGCGCAAGUUUCAAGAUGAUUCGAAGCAGUCUGUAUGUACGGCACAGUGCGGUUAGCCAUACAAUGCGGAAAAAAAGAUAUCGAUGGCGGGCAAGAUCUUCGAUUCACAAAAGGAAUCCAGACCAUCUGUUUAUUCAGCUAUACGCCCCUCCUCAUCGUUUUAUUCUUAUAACUAGCACAGAUCCGAUACUAAUGUAUGAGCGCCUGCCCAUAUUGCUGCUGAACAUGGUGACAACGCAGCCAUCUUCGAGUCAGUGUUGCAUUAACCCUGGCGCCGUCGGAAUAAUCGUUUCCUUAUUGUUUCAAAGUGUCAAGAUGGCUCGGGGACCGAAGAAACAUUUGGAGCGUAUGAACGCUUCAAAAAGAUGUUGGACCAGACCAGACCAGGUUAACUUUGCCCCGCGUACAUCCAUGGAUCCACACAAGCUUGUGAUUUUCUUUCGCAUCUGAAGUACGUCUUGACCACCACCGAUGUCACCAAGAUCUGUAACGUCACAUCUAGAUCGAUGGCAAGGUUCGCACUGACUUCAACUACCCGGUCGGAUUCAUGCGUUAGAUCGGCCGUGGAAGGUGCCGUUCAUCUUGAUUGGAUCCGAGCAUCCACCAGAACGAUUAUUGUCACCGGUGAUGGGCGUGUUCAAGCUCGACCACGAAGAUCUGUGUGUGACCAACUAUCAGAACGGAAGAUGAGCGGUUUGCAUGCGGGUAAUCGCUUUUUUAAAAAGUGAGAAGAAGACCUGUUUUGAAUGCUGAAAAUACAAAAAUCCGUUUAUAAUACCACUAUGAAAGUAAACUGAAAUAUGUAGAA